AAGAAGCGAAUUAAAACCAUCCCUACAGCCACGAACAAGAGCUCCUUCUGGAAGCCGCCGAGAAAGCGGCACUUUUCCGAACGACACUUUAGUCGCUCAGAAUGGGUGGAAACGAUUAAAACUUUUCAGGGCAUCACUGAGAGAGACUUGAAAGACCGGUGUUGUUGUGGGUGUUGGCGAAUUCUCGAUACUGCCCUGGUAAAAGGCGGGCUCCACACACAACACACUCGGCAGCGCGUUGCGCUUUCCUGUCAGUGGAUGGUUUAGGACACGGGCUUUGCUCAUCCCAUCCCGUCGGUAUCUGGGCGGCUCUGAGUGAGUCUGGGACGCGAAAGGGCUUUCUCCCGACUGGAAUACACAACAGCUGAAAGCAAACACCAAACAAAUCAACAGCAGGAAUCAUGGAAGCCAAUGGAAUCGCCGGCAGAUUCGGUCUGGAGGGAGACCAGGACCUGCAGUUUUUGCUGAGAGGUGGAGACCUACUGAAGGUGAAGUCCAGGUCGUGGAAGAAGACCCGCUGCUUUCAGCUGAAUGAAGACUGCAAGACUCUGUGGCAAAAGACCAGCAAGGCUUUCAAGAAAGACUCCAGCAUCAGUCUGGAGGACAUCGAUUCGGUGCGGUAUGGCCGUCAGACUGAAGGGUUGCAGAAGUACACUGACGACUUAGUGGAAGAGCGCUGUUUCUCCAUCAUCUUUAAAGGUCGACGGAAGAAUCUGGACUUGAUCGCUUCAUCCAAAGAGGAGGCCAAGCAGUGGGUCAGCAGUCUGGAGAAGGUCAUGACUAGAAUACACAACCUCAACCGACAGCAGAACAGUGAACACUGGAUCUAUGAGUGCAUGCGCAAGGCAGACAAGAACUCAGACAACAAAAUGUCCUUGAAGGAGUUGAAGCAUUUCCUGCGCCAGAUCAAUAUUGAAGUGAACGACAGUUACGCUGAGAUGCUUUUCAAGAAAUGUGACACAUCGAACUCAGGCACUCUGGAGGGAUCUGAGAUUAAAGAGUUCUAUGAUUUACUGACCUACCGUCAGGAGAUUGAUGUGAUCUAUGGGAAGUACUCUAACACUAAUGGACAGAUGAGCUCCGGUGACCUGUUGAACUUUCUCCAAAAUGAGCAGAGGGAGCCAGUGUCUUUGGAGUAUGCGAAGAAGCUUAUUGAGAAAUAUGAGAUGGAUGAGACAGCCAAACAGAACAAGUUCAUGAGCAAAGAUGGUUUCCUGAUGUACCUGAACCAUGAUGAAGGCUCCAUCUUUAAAUCAGCCCACAAACCUAUAUACCAAGACAUGCAUCAGCCGCUCAAUCAUUACUUCAUUUCCUCUUCCCACAACACCUAUCUGAUGGAGGAUCAGCUGAAGGGGCCUAGCAGCACAGAAGCCUAUAUCAAAGCGCUGAUGAAGAGCUGUCGUUGUGUGGAGCUGGAUUGCUGGGACGGUGCCAACGGUGAGCCGGUCAUUUACCACGGCCAUACGCUCACAUCCAAAGUGCUCUUCAAAGAUGUCAUCAAGACCAUCAAAGAAUACGCUUUCAAAACCUCACAGUAUCCAGUGAUCCUGUCUUUGGAGAACCAUUGCUCCACAGAGCAGCAGAAGAUCAUGGCCCGUCACUUAACCUCCAUCCUGGGCAGCGCUUUGCUCACUCAACCCCUGGGGCAUCAAAUGCCCAGCAAUUUUCCAGGACCCGAGGAGCUGAAGGGAUGUUUUCUGGUCAAGGGCAAGCGUUUGAAUAAACUGGAUGCGGCAUUUAACAACAACACCACAGAGGAUGUAGACUGUGUGUCUGAGGAAGAUGAGGCUGCUGAGCUCAAAGAGGCUGAACAGAAACCAAAGGAAAAGAGUUCCAAAAAGAUCCAGCUGGCUAAGGAGCUGUCAGAUCUGGUCAUCUACUGCAAGAGUGUCCAUUUCAGCAACUUCGAGCAUUCAAGAGAUAACCAGGCUUUCUAUGAAAUGGCCUCCUUCAAGGAGAGCAAAGCAAUAAAUCUGGCAGAAAGCUCAGCUACGGCAUUUAUUCAUCACAACAUGGAUAAGCUGAGCAGAAUCUACCCAGCUGGCUCCAGAACAGAUUCAUCCAACUACAAUCCAGUACCACUGUGGAACGCCGGCUGCCAAAUAGUGGCUCUAAACUUCCAGACUGCUGGUAAGGAGAUGGAUCUGAAUCAGGCCCGCUUUCUACCUAAUGGCAAGUGUGGCUACAUACUUAAACCAGAGUUUCAGAGGGAUCCGGCCUCAAAGUUUGACCCCAAGAACCUCAGUGUAGGCCCCUGGCUGAAGAAAAAGGAAUUUCAUAUCAUGAUCAUCUCAGCCCAGCAGCUGCCUAAAAUCAAUAAAGACAAGCAGAGCUCCAUCGUGGACCCUCAGGUCAGGGUGGAGAUCUAUGGUGUUCCAGCCGACCAAGCCAGCAAACAGACGCACCACAUUGACAACAAUGGUUUCAAUCCCAUGUGGAACACAAAAUUCCAGUUCACUAUUCACGUGCCGGAACUGGCUUUGGUGCGGUUUGUGGUGGAGGACUUCGACGCUGCUUCCCACAAUGACCUGGUUGGCCUGUACACUCUGCCCUUCACCAGCAUGGAGAACGGAUACCGCCAUGUGCCUCUGCUCACGAAGAGAGGAAACCUCAUUCCUUCAGCGGGACUCUUUGUACACAUCAUGGUUCUUGAUGCCAAAUAAACCGUCAUCCCCUUCAGACGUCGCAACGUCAAAGUGUGCAGACAACUGAAAAAGACAGUCAACUAAACCGUCUCCCGCGAACACUUUUAGGAUUUAAGAUUUGGACCUUUCCCAUGUUCCUCGUGCUCUGUUGGUUAUUGGUUGAGUUCAGAGGUGUUCCUUAAAAUGCUUCAUGGAAUUAGUAUAUGCGGUUCAGUUUCGACAAACAGGUGGGGUAAAAAAAAAAAACCCACACACUCACACAGACACACAAAACUAAGAACAUACGAAAGAUUCUACACAUUCCUAGUCUUUUUUUUUUUUUUCACAUAGCAUGCAGAUUGAAUAAAUUAAAUUAAAACAAAAUUAAUAAAUUAAAAUGAAAACUGUUUAAAUUAAAAAUAAUAAUAAUAAUAAAAUAUAUUUUAUUUAAAGUUAAUUUAAAUUGUAAUAUUUUAAAGAUUUUUGGCUAACAGUUAAAUUUGAUCAGUUGUCGAUUAAUUGUCUCCAAAAUAAAAGCUGGUGUUUACAAGUGUUGGGAUAAUGAAUUACAACAUAAUCAGAUUUUACGUAAUCUUUUUACAGUUGCGCGCAAUAUACCUUUUGGUGUUUUGGUUAUUGAUAAAUAAGCAAGUCUAGCCCCGGUGACAAAAAGCAACGUAACAAAUUACUUCCAUAAAAAAGAAUUAAGUUACAUGAUUAGUUAAUCAAUCAGUAAUGUAUACAUGUCUGUAUAUGUAUAUUUAUAUAUAUACAUAUAAGUAUACACAGUACACACGUAUAUUUUAUGAACAUUUACUUUAAUUUUGGAUGUGAUUAAUCACUGGUGCUUUGAGAAAACAUGUCCGUUUUGAGAAUUACUUCGUCAUUCCUGCCUUAAUCGGUUUAGAUUCGCACCUGGAGCAUGUUUUACCUAGCAGUUCUCUAUUUUUAUAUUAAAAAAGGUGUAUUUAAAAAUAUGUCACACAGAUCCCUUUUUAGACGGAACGAAUAUCCCUUUAUUAACAGAGUAUUUAAACAGUGUUUGUAUAUAAUUUCUGGUGUGUUUUCGUCUUCAUCAUAGUCGCAGUUAUAUCUCGGUUAAACAGGAGAUGUAAUCUUACCAAUAGCAUCCUUUGUUCAGUGUUGUGUGAGAUCAGACUCUGGUGUAAUACUGAUUGAUAUUUGUUAGUUCCAGUGACUUACGUUAGCUUAUGUUCAGUUUAUUUUAUAUCAACUCAGGAUACAAAUGAUGGACAAUGAACCGUUUACCCCACAUUACCAAUACUGUGCAUGUAUGUAUCGGUUAUUUUCUGGUGUUCGGCUAGCAGUAAUAAUCACAUUAUAUAAGAAUAUGAACGGUAGGUGUGUAUUGAAUUAUCUUGUCUGAGAAGAAGUGUUGCACUACAAACAUGUAUAAAGUAAUGGGAUAGAAAAAGUUAUACAUUCACAAACACUAGCUGUGCUUUAUAUUUUUUAAGGUGUUUGUUUUGUAUUCAUUGUUGUUGGUAUAAGGACCUGUUCCUUUUCUAGAAAUAUUUCUAUUUUUAUGUCGUUCUUAACUUAUCUGAUGCGUCUUAAAGGAAAGUUGUUACGGUUGUUACUUCAGCAAUAUUAAGCCAUAACAACAUCUGUUUCUGAUGUCCCGUUCUGACGUCCUCCUAACUGGAAACAACUGGUU
Messenger RNA from Puntigrus tetrazona (Sumatra barb), 4302 nucleotides. RefSeq names its product phospholipase C, delta 1a (gene plcd1a). The record is from RefSeq and is a predicted model, not a curated record. Bases 402 to 2663 code for a protein of 753 amino acids. Gene Ontology annotation, biological process: phosphatidylinositol-mediated signaling; lipid metabolic process. Gene Ontology annotation, molecular function: calcium ion binding; phosphatidylinositol-4,5-bisphosphate phospholipase C activity. The transcript has 15 exons. NCBI's taxonomy places the organism in Eukaryota, Metazoa, Chordata, Actinopteri, Cypriniformes, Cyprinidae.